Molecule: messenger RNA, 595 nt
Organism: Hermetia illucens (black soldier fly)
Lineage: Eukaryota; Metazoa; Arthropoda; Insecta; Diptera; Stratiomyidae
Exons: 1
Coding region: 133-531 (132 amino acids)
Molecular function (GO): protein binding
Source: RefSeq, a predicted model, not a curated record
UAGCGGAGUAGGAGUUGUUUGGAUAGUUUUUUUUUCAAUUGAAGUAGCACGUCGAUCGUAGAUUGUCAAAAAGUUUUUAGUUUAAACUUUACUUUUUCUAAAUAUUCUUACUAGUGGUCACACAUCUCAAUUAUGAGUGAACCCACCUUAGAUACUUCAACCGCAGAUCCGCCGCUUUCAUCAGUUGUCCGAGAUACGCUCGAACGAAGUGGUGAAUUGAAUAAAAUUCGGGCUAUGAUUCAAGCCAAGGUCUUAGAGAUUGUCAGAGGUUGCGAAAACACUCCUAUCACCAAACCACCGGAUAACGACAAAGGAUCGCCAAGAGAUAUUUUGAAUAAAUUAAUUUUGGAGUAUUUCCAUUGGUCAGGAUUUAUCUAUUCGGCAGAUAUGCUUGCUAGUGAAAGUGGGACAGAUCAUCAACCACCAUCCAGAUUGAAUUUGGAGAACUUUGUAGGCGAUCAUGAAAAGGACUCACCGAUUUUAUUGACUCUGGUGGAUGGAAUAAUGAAGAAUACUAGUGAUAGUCAAUAAGUUUACUGUGAUGUUCUCCUCUUUUAUUGUGAUGUAGCAAAUGCUGGAUAAAUUUCUUUCAACA